This is a messenger RNA of Larimichthys crocea (large yellow croaker), 5198 nucleotides long. RefSeq names its product thrombospondin-type laminin G domain and EAR repeat-containing protein-like. Bases 735 to 3224 code for a protein of 829 amino acids. The transcript has 14 exons. NCBI's taxonomy places the organism in Eukaryota, Metazoa, Chordata, Actinopteri, Sciaenidae. Gene Ontology annotation, biological process: signal transduction. The record is from RefSeq and is a predicted model, not a curated record.
CCGCAGACUGUCUAAAACCUGGCCCCACAGGUUUCUGAGUGUGUGUUGUGUCUCAGGUGUGUCGGCAUGUUGGGAGGAGGGCUGGUCAGACAGGUAGGAGGUGGAGUCUGGUUCACCUGGGGAAUUCCUGUGCACUGAUCACGAACACACCUGAGGGAGCAGACAUCAGUCACUUCUCUUUCAUCUCAUCAGACUUCAUGUUUGUCUGAGACUUCAAAAUAAAACACAGUCAAUAAAAUAUGAAAUGAAACAGAACCGGGCUCAGCAGCACAGACAGACAGAGAGACAGAUUGUCUGUCUCUCUGUCUGUCUGUCUCUCUCUGUCUCUUCAGCUCCUCCCAGUCUUUUAUAUUUAAAUGAGGGGGAGUGAGGCGCUCUCACCUGUCUCUCUCUCACCUGAAGCUGAAACAUCAGUCAGUCUGCAGACGGCAGCAUACGAGAGAGGACGACACAGAGCUGGUGAACAGGUGAAGAGGAGGACAGGUGAAGAGGAGGACAGGUGAGGGUGAAGACCUGUUUCAGGACAGACGGGCAGAAAAGGACAAUGAAGGUCUUUGAAGCUUCACAGCCGUCCAGGAUCAGGACAAAGACAUCUGUCCUCUGACCAGCUCUGACCUGAUGAGCCACGAACCUUCUCCAACAUUUCUGUGCUUCGAGCUGACACAACAUGACAGCGAGCAACGCGGGUCGGUGAGGUGGAAUCAAACCCGCGUCAUUGGCGGUACGCAUGCGUGAUGCUGGCGUGUCGCUCCCUGCUGCUCACCUGGCUGCUCACCUGCCUGCUGCUCGCCACCAGAGUCCGAAGCCAGAGCUGGAGACCGUGCACAGACCUGCUGCCUCUUGACCUGCUGGCCCGAGCAUUACCAAACCCAGGACAGGCCCCGCCCACACAGGUGCAGAUGGUUCAGUCCAGAGGCUCCAGAGGUCUCCGAUUGGCCGGUGCCAUGACAACAGCGCUGAGUUUCCCCGCCUCCCAAAUCUUCACCAACUGUGACUACUUCCCUGCUGAGUUCUCAUUGGUCGCCACCAUCAAGACAGCGAGGCUGCGACAGAAGAGCAACGAGUACAUCUUCUCUGUGGUGGACGAAGAAUCUGAUUCGCUGUUGCUCGGGUUACGAAUAUCAGAGAACCGCCUCCACUUCCUGACCACGCCCCCAGGUGUUAGUGGGCGGAGCCGGAUGAGCUUUAACGACGUUGGAUUGGAUGACAACCGCUGGCACACGUUGGUACUGGCCGUCACCGGACCGUACGCCACACUGACUGUCGACUGUGGACUGCCACUGGAGCUUAAACAGGUCCAGUCCUUUCCUGGCGCUCUCAGCACCCGAGGGUCCAAGUUCUUCAUCGGCAGCAGGAGGAGGAUGAGGGGCCGCUUCUCUGGUCUGCUGCGUCAGCUGGUUCUACUUCCUGGUUCAGACGCCCGGCCCAGACUGUGUCCGACCUCUGAACCCGGCCUGGCUGAGCUGUCUGUCCCCCAGGUCCUAAAGUCAACUCUUCUGCAGCCCGACCACCACGGACCGGUUUACCCGUAUGUACCUGAACGUGUGAGUGUGGAGGUGAGCAAGGAGGUGAGUGUGGAGCCGAGCGUGGAGGUGAGCGAGGAGGUGAGCAAGGAGGUGAGUGUGGAGGUGAGUGUGGAGGUGAGCGUGGAGGUGAGCAAGGAGGUGAGUGUGGAGGUGAGCGUGGAAGUGAGUGUGGAGGUGAGUGUGGAGCCGAGCGUGGAGGUGAGUGUGGAGCCAAGCGUGGAGGUGAGCGUGGAAGUGAGUGUGGAGGUGAGUGUGGAGCCGAGCGUGGAGGUGAGCGAGGAGGUGAGUGUGGAGGUGAGUGUGGAGCCGAGCGUGGAGGUGAGCGUGGAAGUGAGUGUGGAGGUGAGUGUGGAGGUGAGUGUGGAAGUGAGUGUGGAGGUGAGUGUGGAGCCGAGCGUGGAGGUGAGCGAGGAGGUGAGCGAGGAGGUGAGUGUGGAGGUGAGCAAGGAGGUAAGUGUGGAGGUGAGUGUGGAGGUGAGCGUGGAAGUGAGUGUGGAGGUGAGAGUGGAGCCGAGCGAGGAGGUGAGCGAGGAGGUGAGUGUGGAGCCGAGCAUGGAGGUGAGUGUGGAGGUAAGUGUGGAGGUGAGCGAGGAGGUGAGCGAGGAGGUGAGUGUGGAGCCGAGCGUGGAGGUGAGUGUGGAGGUAAGUGUGGAGGUGAGCAAGGAGGUGAGCGAGGAGGUGAGUGUGGAGCCGAGCAUGGAGGUGAGUGUGGAGGUGAGUGUGGAAGUGAGUGUGGAGCCGAGCAUGGAAGUGAGUGUGGAGGUGAGUGUGGAGGUGAGCGAGGAGGUGAGUGUGGAGGUGAGCAUGGAAGUGAGUGUGGAGGUGAGUGUGGAGGUGAGCGAGGAGUUUUUCCUCGUGGUGGCGAACUCCAGGGAGGCGGAGCCUGAGCUGUCAGUCAUCUAUCGGUGGAAUCAGCGGCGGCGGCGUUUCCUCCGUCACCAAACGCUUCAGACUCACUCGGCUCUGGACUGGGAGGCGUUUCACAUCCACAACCAAAGCUUCCUGGUGGUGGCCAAUCACAGACAAGCCAGAGACUCGAACCACAACAUCCACAGUGUGAUUUACAGGUGGAACCCAAACACAAAGCUCUUUGAGGUGAACCAGACUCUGUCCACGUCCGGGGCGUAUGAUUGGGAGUUCUUCACUGUUGGACCGUACCACUUCUUGGUGGUCGCUAACACCUUCGACGGUCAGACGACCACCAUCAGCUCCACCGUCUACGUCUGGGUGGACGGAUGUUUCCAGACCUUCCAGAACAUUCCGACGGUCGGAGCGACGGACUGGGAGACGUUUCAGAUCGACGGCAGGUUCUUUCUGGUUGUGGCCAACAGUCAGAGGGUUUCAGAGCAGGGCCCGAGUCUGUACAGCAUCAACUCCACCGUGUACGAACUCAACACCUUCACACAGACCUUCAUCCGCUUCCAGGACAUCCUCACACACAGCGCUGUGGACUGGGAGUUCUUCACCAUCGGAGAGGAGAAGUUUUUGGUCGUGGCCAAUUCUCACGAUGGCAGCUCGUACUCUCUGAACAGUGUCGUCUACAGGUGGCAGGGUUACGAGGGCUUCGUUCCCAUCCACAGUCUGCCCACGUUCGGUUGCAGAGACUGGGAACACUUCAGCACUGAUGAAGGCUCCUUCCUCGUCUACUCCAGCGCCACCUCCAGGCUCAGCAAGGUGUUCAAACUCAGGACUUACUGAAUCAAACCACUUGAAUCCACGUUGUCUUCAGAUCUGAGUGAAGUCUUCAGAGUUCAGCAGGUGACAUGGUGUCAGGGCUCAAAAUAAUGAAUAAACUUAAUGUAUGUAUUUAACACUUUUCUUAAGCUGUUUAAUCAAAAGUCGUUUAAGCUCAGCUGAUAGAAACCAAACAGGCUGGUUUUCUUCAUGUGUAGCCAAAUGGACUCCAUUAGCAGUUAGCUGUAGUAGCUGUUAGCAGCUCCUGUUCGUGGUGUACUCGUGGAUGUUCGGACUUGAUACUGAAGAAAAGUCAAACAUGGAGACUGCAGCUUUCUGGACGAACAUCAGAGAUAACGAGAUGAGAAAGCGCUGUACUUCACCUCCUGCAGUAACUUUGCCUCCUCGCAUGAUAUCAUUCAAGCUACGUCACCUUCAGGAGGCUAACUACUGUCACCGUGAAACUUCCCAGGCUCAAACAGAAACCCAAAGAUCCGGACCAGAAUCUGAGCCGGUGGAAACAGACACUGAGCAUCAGGGUGGAGUUGUCUCACUUUCUGCCCUCCAGUGUAACGAUCCAGGAGCUCGUCACGAAAAGGUCACUGAGGUGGAAAUAAAGGACGCACGCAACGUGUCUCAUACAGAGCUGCUCGGAAGUUUGUGAACCCGACAGCCAUGGAAAAAAUACUAAAAUAACUUUGUUUAAUGUUUUUUUCAACAGAAAUAUUCUGUUACUAUGUUAUUAGGGUCGAUUCUCAAAGAGACAACUUUAUUUAAUGUUAAGUUACACCCCAAUUCACAAUCCUGAUGUUCCGAAUAAUAGGCUCACACUAAAGAAAUGGUUAUAUUGUCAUUCUUUAUUUAAAAAAAAAAAGUGGUUUAUUUAAUAACAAAGUUUGUGAACCCCUUCAGUCAAUGCAACUCCUAACCUCAACCAAACUCUGCAGUGACUCCUCAGUCUCGUCUUCUCUGGAGGAUAUUUGUCAUUACCAACGUUCUCGUGUCUCGUGUUAAUAUUUUAGAAGGUCGUCCACUUCUCGGCAGAGUUGUCGUCUUUGUCAGUGUUCUCCAUUUGUAGGUGAUCUGCCUCACGAUGGAACAAUGAAGCUGCAUAGCUCCCCCCAGACAAACUUCCUCUCUGCAUGAUUGACCUGUAUGGGUUCACCCGGGUAAGACUAAAGUGACCUGGGUUCAUCUCUGAUGUCUUUGGUCCAUUUCAGUGGUUCCAGUUUGUCCCACCUGAUUCUGCUUAGCUGCUUGUUGUGACCAAUGCAGCUCAGGGUUCACGAACUGUUUUAUUUAGCCGUGACUGCACAGCUGACUGUUUUAAAGAGUAUAUUGAACUGAUGGACCUGCAGCCGUUCUUUCAUAUAAACAUGCUGGUUCUGAUUAAAUAAAGAAAUCAGGCUGAAACAAUAGAAACUGGAUCUGAGCUGACAGUGACCUGAAACACGCGUUAGCUCGUCAGGUGGUGUUUGUUGACGUAAAAACAUCAAACAAGGUGAAGAAGAGUCACGUGAAGCUCAAGACGUAUUUUCAAAAUAAGUGUACACUUUAUUUUGAAAAGCAGAAGUGACUGAAUUAUUCUUUAUUAUUAUUAUUUAAUGUUUGAAACUAGAAGAAAUGAAAUAACUUUUGUGUAAAUACCUGAUAAGCUAAACCAAAGGUCAGCGUGUCUGUUGUUGUUUAUCAAUCAGCUGUUUUCAGAUUUAUUAUGACAACAAUCAUCAGUCAUUUAUUAUUUCUGUGUUUGCUCGUAAAUCUUUAAUGACUUCAGGAAACACAUGUUUAAAUAUAUCAAUGAUUAUCUGUUUGACAUUAUUUUGAAAUAUUUCUGUUUUUUCAUUUCCGGUUUUGUUUUAUUUUGACGUUUUAAACUUUAAAGUUUUGAAUAAAAUGAGUAACUGGAUACUUUUACUAGAGUGUCUGAGAAGAUGAGUCCACAGGGAGCACACGCUGAGAAAGAGGGACAGGUGAGCAGGAGUCAGGUGACACCUG